Sphaeroforma arctica JP610 is the source of this 368-nucleotide messenger RNA. RefSeq lists its product as hypothetical. The annotation marks the transcript as partial. The record is from RefSeq and is a predicted model, not a curated record. Gene Ontology annotation, molecular function: CoA-ligase activity. NCBI's taxonomy places the organism in Eukaryota, Ichthyosporea, Ichthyophonida. The transcript is spliced from 2 exons.
GUACACCCCCAAAGAAAUUGCCUAUCAGUUGAACGAUUCUCACGCUAGGACUCUAUUCGUGCAUGCAUCGUUCCUGGAGAAGGCCCUGGAGGCAAGCAAGCUACUCGUAGACAACCACCCCCUGAAUACCAUUGUUGUGGUUGACAGUGAUUCGUCGACAAACCUUUCUGCCGAAGGUAUCAGCAUACACCGAUAUGAAGAUCUGGCAAGUGCAGAAAACAUUCUGUUCCCGCGUAUCGAUGUCGACCCGAAACAUGACAUCGCUCUGCUGCCUUACAGCUCAGGCACUACGGGGCGACCAAAGGGAGUAGUGCUCACACAUGAGAAUCUGGUUGCCAAUGUGACGCAGGUGGUGGAUGGAGAGGGAG